Lepus europaeus (European hare) is the source of this 2944-nucleotide messenger RNA. RefSeq names its product ecto-NOX disulfide-thiol exchanger 1 (gene ENOX1). Gene Ontology annotation, cellular component: external side of plasma membrane; plasma membrane. The record is from RefSeq and is a predicted model, not a curated record. NCBI's taxonomy places the organism in Eukaryota, Metazoa, Chordata, Mammalia, Lagomorpha, Leporidae. The transcript has 18 exons. Gene Ontology annotation, biological process: ultradian rhythm. Bases 557 to 2431 code for a protein of 624 amino acids. Gene Ontology annotation, molecular function: protein-disulfide reductase activity; RNA binding.
ACGCCGAGGCGAGGAGGAGCCGUGCCGCGCCCGGCGCCCGGCUCCGCGCGGCAGGCUGCCUUGGUUCCCCGGACCGCGGCCCCAGAAUUUUUGAAAGCGGCUUGAAUCUAAUUGGCUCCCCCAGGAUCUCAACUCCUGUUACAUUUGUGGCAUUUCUUUCUUCAGAGAGGCAUCUGGAGAGACGGACCUGCCACUGCUAGCUGGCAUGCCGGGUGUUUUGCAGCCAGCGUGAGGAGAGAGAGAGAAAGAGAGAGAGGAGAGAACGAACAUCACGCUCAGAAGCAUCUGGCAUGUCCCAGCUGCGCUGUCUUAGACGGGGCUUCCCUUGUGAACAGCUUUCGUUGAAAAGACUUCCGUGAAUAAGUUGUUUCAGUCAAGUUCCUCCAAAAAACACAUUUGCCUUCUGAUCGUCUGGCAGUUUUAAGAAUCCGAUGACCUCCCAGGGGAACCUGCACUUGGGCAUCAGCGUGCUCCUGCCUGCCAGGAUGCUCCCCACGCAGUGGUAGACGUGGGCCGAGUUGCCAGCAUCGCCCCGUGUUCUCAGAAGAUUCCUCAAAUGAUGGCUGCAGCAGCCGACGGUCUGGGGAGUAUAGCGAUAGACACGACCCAGCUCAACAUGUCCGUGACAGAUCCCACAGCCUGGGCCACAGCCAUGAACAACUUGGGCAUGGUUCCCGUGGGGUUGCCUGGACAGCAGCUCGUGUCUGACUCAAUCUGUGUCCCAGGCUUUGAUCCAAGCCUCAACAUGAUGACUGGAAUCACCCCCAUCAACCCAAUGAUACCGGGCCUGGGGCUGGUACCACCUCCUCCACCAACAGAGGUGGCUGUUGUCAAAGAAAUCAUCCAUUGCAAGAGUUGUACUCUAUUCCCUCAAAAUCCAAAUCUGCCCCCUCCGUCCACGAGGGAACGGCCUCCCGGCUGCAAGACGGUGUUUGUGGGAGGAUUACCGGAAAACGCGACGGAGGAAAUCAUCCAGGAAGUCUUCGAGCAGUGCGGUGACAUCACAGCGAUUCGGAAGAGCAAGAAGAACUUCUGUCACAUCCGCUUCGCAGAGGAGUUCAUGGUGGACAAAGCCAUUUACCUCUCUGGUUACCGGAUGCGGUUAGGUUCUAGCACGGACAAGAAGGACUCGGGCCGCCUGCACGUGGACUUCGCGCAGGCCAGGGACGACUUCUACGAGUGGGAGUGCAAGCAGCGGAUGCGCGCGCGCGAGGAGCGCCACCGGCGCAAGCUAGAGGAGGACCGCCUGCGGCCGCCCUCGCCCCCAGCCAUCAUGCACUACUCGGAGCACGAGGCCGCGCUGCUGGCCGAGAAGCUGAAAGAUGAUAGCAAGUUUUCCGAGGCUAUCACUGUGCUGCUCUCUUGGAUUGAACGAGGGGAAGUGAAUCGGCGUUCGGCAAACCAGUUCUACUCCAUGGUGCAGUCGGCCAACAGCCACGUCCGCCGGCUGAUGAACGAGAAGGCCACCCACGAGCAAGAGAUGGAGGAAGCCAAAGAGAACUUUAAAAAUGCCUUAACCGGGAUCCUCACUCAAUUUGAGCAGAUUGUGGCCGUUUUCAACGCUUCUACCAGACAAAAAGCUUGGGACCAUUUCUCGAAAGCUCAGCGCAAGAACAUAGACAUUUGGCGAAAGCAUUCUGAGGAGCUCCGGAACGCUCAAAGCGAGCAGCUCAUGGGCAUCCGGCGCGAGGAAGAGAUGGAGAUGUCUGACGAUGAGAACUGCGACAGUCCUACCAAAAAAAUGAGAGUCGAUGAAUCAGCCCUGGCUGCGCAGGCCUACGCCCUGAAGGAGGAGAAUGACAGUCUUCGCUGGCAGCUGGAUGCCUACAGGAACGAAGUGGAGCUGCUCAAACAGGAGAAAGAACAGCUCUUUCGCACAGAAGAAAACCUCACCAAGGACCAGCAGCUGCAGUUCCUGCAGCAAACCAUGCAAGGCAUGCAGCAGCAACUGCUCACCAUCCAGGAGGAGUUAAACAACAAAAAGUCAGAACUGGAGCAGGCAAAGGAAGAACAGUCCCACACACAAGCGUUGCUAAAAGUGCUCCAGGAACAAUUAAAAGGCACGAAGGAAUUGGUGGAGACCAAUGGCCACAGUCAUGAGGAUGCAAAUGAAAUUAACGUGUUGACAGUAGCAUUGGUCAAUCAAGACCGAGAGAACAAUAUUGAGAAAAGGAGCCAAGGCUUGAAAUCAGAAAAAGAAGCCCUGCUAAUAGGCAUCAUCUCAACGUUUCUACACGUCCACCCUUUCGGAGCCAACAUAGAGUAUCUUUGGUCCUACAUGCAGCAGCUGGACUCCAAGAUCUCUGCCAACGAAAUCGAGAUGCUUUUGAUGAGGCUGCCGCGCAUGUUCAAGCAGGAAUUCACAGGGGUGGGAGCGACGCUGGAAAAACGCUGGAAGUUGUGUGCCUUCGAAGGAAUUAAAACUACCUAACGACAAAAAGCAAGGGGAGGAAAAAAAAACAAAAAACAAACAAAAAAAAAACAUCCCUGGCAGUGAAAGCGUCCGGAGCCGGCCGGGGCUGCGCAGCCUGCGAGCCGGAGGUUUGGAGUUGGCCGGUGCUGGGCCUUUGUGGAGCCAUCGCAGCCUGACCUUAGUUCCAUCUGUGGCGUCCUCUCGUGAGUGGAAACGUAGUCGCGUAGCAGUUCCUUAAAGUAAACCAAGCUUUAUAUUGGGACAGAGCCAUCUCCUCUGAAAAUACCACGCAGUGAUCCCACCGUCAUAGCGAUGGCAACAUUGCUAACGUACGCCACAUUCGACACUAGCUCGCCCAGCAAAAUAUUUCCAGUUAGUGAUGGUGUUGCAAUGGUCGUUGCUAGGCUACAGAGUUGUGUAUGUAAUGUAUAGCCAAAAUCAUUCAAUGACAUUUUACUGAAAGUCUAUCUUCCUGUUUUAGUAGAAAGAAAGAAAGAAAGAAAGAAAGAAAGAAAGAAAGAAAGAAAGAAA